This is a messenger RNA of Opisthocomus hoazin, 3652 nucleotides long. The record is from RefSeq and is a predicted model, not a curated record. NCBI's taxonomy places the organism in Eukaryota, Metazoa, Chordata, Aves, Opisthocomiformes, Opisthocomidae.
AUGAAGCUGAAAGAAAUUGAUCGUACUGCCAUGCAGGCAUGGAGCCCUGCCCAGCAGCACCCCAUUUACCUGGCCACAGGUACAUCAGCUCAGCAGCUGGAUGCAACCUUCAGUACAAGUGCUUCUCUAGAAAUAUUUGAGUUGGACUUAUCAGACCCCUCGCUUGAUAUGAAGUCCUGCGCCACCUUUUCCUCCUCUCACAGGUACCAUAAGCUGAUCUGGGGGCCGCACAGCAUGACCUCGGGUGAGAGAGUCUCCGGAGUCCUGAUUGCUGGGGGUGAAAAUGGAAAUGUCAUUCUGUAUGAUCCAGCCAAAAUCAUAGCUGGAGACGCUGAAGUGAUAAUUGCCCAGAAAGACAAGCACACAGGACCAGUAAGAGCGCUCGAUGUCAACAUGUUCCAGACUAAUCUGGUGGCCUCUGGUGCUAAUGAGUCUGAAAUCUAUAUCUGGGACUUGAACAAUUUUGCCACGCCAAUGACACCAGGAGUGAAGACACAGCCUCUCGAGGACAUCAGCUGCAUGGCGUGGAACAGGCAAGUCCAGCACAUCCUGGCGUCUGCCAGUCCUAGUGGCCGAGCUACUGUGUGGGAUCUCAGGAAGAACGAACCCAUCAUCAAAGUCAGUGACCACAAUAACCGGAUGCACUGCUCAGGCUUGGCAUGGCACCCUGAUGUUGCUACCCAGAUGGUUUUGGCCUCAGAGGAUGACAGGUUGCCUGUGAUUCAGAUGUGGGACCUAAGAUUUGCCUCCUCACCACUUCGUGUUCUAGAAAGCCAUACAAGGGGUGUAUUGGCUGUUGCUUGGAGUAUGGCAGAUUCGGAGCUGCUGCUUAGCUGUGGGAAGGAUGCUAAAAUUCUCUGCUCCAACCCUAACACAGGCGAGGUGCUGUACGAGUUGCCCACAAACACACAGUGGUGCUUUGAUAUCCAGUGGUGUCCCAGGAACCCCGCUCUCUUGUCUGCAGCUUCGUUUGAUGGACGGAUCAGCAUUUACUCCAUCAUAGGAGGCAGCACAGAUGGCUUGAGGCAGAAGCAAGUUGAUCAGCUUUCAUCAUCUUUUGGGAACCUCGAUCCAUUUGGUAUGGGACAACCCCUCCCACCCCUGCCGCUUCCCCAGCAGACUGCCCCACAGAGUGUCAUUUUGCCCCUAAAGAAACCACCCAAAUGGAUUCGGCGACCUGUGGGAGCAUCGUUCUCGUUUGGAGGCAAGCUGGUUACAUUUGAGAAUGCCAAGUCUCAGCAGCAUCCAGGCAUUGAGCAGCAGCAGCAGCGUCACUAUGUCUAUGUGAGCCAGGUUGUAACAGAGAAGGAGUUCCUGGCCCGCUCGAACCAGCUGCAGGAGGCUGUGCAGUCUGAAGGCUUUGUCAGCUACUGCCAGAAGAAAAUCGAUAUGGCCCAGGCUGACUUUGAGAAAAACGUGUGGGCCUUCUUAAAGGUGAACUUUGAAGAAGAUUCACGUGUUAAAUACCUUGAGCUCUUGGGGUACAGGAAAGAUGAUCUGAAGAAGAAGAAGGUGGAGGACCAUAAACAAGAAACUGAAGAUUUUGUGUCUGCAAAGACGACAUUUAACAUCUCUGUUAGUGGAGAUGUGGACGGUUUGAUUACCCAGGCUUUGCUGACGGGUAACUUUGAGAGUGCAGUAGAUCUCUGCUUGCACGAUAACCGCAUGGCUGACGCCAUUAUCUUGGCCAUCGCAGGCGGACAAGAGCUGCUUUCUAGGACACAGGAAAAGUACUUUUCUAAGAUGCAGAGCAAAAUUACCUGGCUCAUCACUGCAGUGGUAACAAAGAACUGGAAAGAGAUUGUGCAGUCUUGUGAUCUACAGAAUUGGAGAGAGGCUUUGGCUGCUGUACUCACUUACGCCAGGCCAGAUGAAUUUGCAGCCCUUUGCGAUCUCCUGGGUAACAGACUGGAGAGCGAGGGGGACAGCCUUCUGCAGACACAGGCUUGUCUCUGUUACAUUUGUGCUGGCAAUGUGGAAAAACUCGUUGCUUGUUGGACCAAAGCUCAGGAUGGAAACAGCCCCUUGUCUCUUCAGGAUUUAAUAGAGAAAGUUGUAAUCCUGCGCAAAGCCGUGCAGCUGACCCAGGCUGUAGACCCUAAUGCUGUGGGGGCCCUUUUGGCUGAGAAGAUGAGCCAGUAUGCCAACCUCCUGGCUGCCCAGGGCAGCAUUGCUGCAGCUUUGACCUUCCUCCCUGUGAACACCAACCAGCCAAACAUUGUGCUGUUACGGGACAGGAUUUGCAGAGCCCAAGGGGAGCUCCCAGUGGGACAGCAGGUCCUCAAGGCACUGUACGAGAGACAGCCCAUGCCCAAAGGACGAGCUGGCCCUGUGGCUGGACAGAUACAAGGGCCCCAGACUCCAGCCCAGCAGUAUUACCAACAGGGAGACAACCCACCUCCUCCAGGGUUUAUGAUGCCAGGUGCUGUGAACCCCAACAUGCCACCACAGCAAGCCACAUCUUCCAAUUACAGCAUGUUCUCACAAGCAGGGGCCCAGCCAACGUACCCGCAGAGGCCUCAGAACGGCUGGAAUGACCCUCCUGCCCUGAACAGAGCUGCCAAGAAGAAGAAGGUCCCUGAUAACUUCCUGCCUCCGGUUCCCAUCACCUCCCCCAUCAUGAACCCGCUGGUGGAUCCGCAGUCUCAGAUGCAGCAGCCUCUGCUUCUGGCACCACCCACAGGUGCACCCAGCCUCCAGCCUCCACACGUCCCUGUCCUUGCAGGGCAGCCAGUGCUGCACGGUAGCUACCUGCCUGCUCCCCAGCCCCUGGGACAGUGCAUCAUGCCACCCAUUGUUUCCAAACCCAGCAUGGAGGGGGCCCCUGGAGCACCAAUCGGCAAUGCCAUCCAGCAUGUGCAGGCACUGCCAGCAGAGAAGAUUACCAAGAAGCCCAUACCUGAGGAGCACCUUGUUCUGAAGACCACGUUUGAAGCUCUUAUCCAGAGAUGUCUCCUGUCUGCCUCCGAUCCACAAACCAAGAGGAAACUAGAUGAUGCAAAUAAACGCCUGGAGUUUCUAUAUGACAAACUUAGGGAACAGACACUCUCUCCAGCCAUCAUUAGCGGUUUGCACAACAUUGUGAAGAGCAUUGAAACCCGCAGCUACCAGGAAGGACUAAAUAUCCACACGCACAUAGUCAGCACCAGCAACUUCAGCGAGACCUCUGCUUUCAUGCCUGUUCUGAAAGUUGUCCUCACCCAGGCCAAUAAGCUGGGUGUCUGACAUAACCCUGCAUUUGCAAAGCCUUGGCAGUUGUUUUCCAAAGAAGUGCAUUUCUACAGCAAACGUGCAAGAAGUGGACCAAAUGCUAGUCCUUAGGGCAUGUAGCAGUAGAGCGCUGACAAAUGGCAUUAUACUUUCCCUGCAAAAUACUUUGUUCUAGGAGGGCUGUGGAGCCCUGAUGCUUUUCUUUUUAUUUUAAUCCUUUUCCCAUCCCUAAUGAUUCUUGUCUACAAGUAGUGUAUUUAAUGGAUUAUGCCCCAUAUUGUCAAUUUUUAGAUGCAUGUUAUACUGCUAAACAGUGGCUUUUAAUAACAGAUAUAUGUGUAAAAACAACAAGAUAGGUUGUGUAUCAGACCCUAAAACAGAUUAUUCCCUUCCACCCCACUGUUCCUUAUCCACCAGAUUAAAGAGUCUGAUCGUGUUAUAA